Molecule: messenger RNA, 663 nt
Organism: Brassica oleracea var. oleracea
Lineage: Eukaryota; Viridiplantae; Streptophyta; Magnoliopsida; Brassicales; Brassicaceae
Product: RNA polymerase II transcriptional coactivator KIWI-like
Exons: 5
Coding region: 119-442 (107 amino acids)
Biological process (GO): positive regulation of transcription initiation by RNA polymerase II
Cellular component (GO): transcription regulator complex; nucleus
Molecular function (GO): transcription coactivator activity; DNA binding
Source: RefSeq, a predicted model, not a curated record
UAUAUCUGUAAACAAAAAUUUCUCCAAGAGUCGAACUUUAGAAGAAGAGAGGUUUUCUCGUCUACAGCUGCUGCUUCACGACCAAAGCCUUUUUUUACAGGUCAAUUCGCUAGAGAGAAUGUCGUGGAGAGGAAAGCGAAAAGGCGAUGGUGUCCGAGCAUCAGAUGACGAUUCUGAAGCCCACGCGCCGGCUAAGAAAGUAGCAAAGCCAGCCGAGGACUCCGAAGAGUCUGACGACAUCGUCGUCUGCAAUAUAUCUAAGAAUAGGAGAGUCUCUGUGAGGAACUGGAACGGAAAGAUUUGGAUUGACAUUCGUGAGUUCUAUGUCAAGGACGGUAAAACUCUCCCCGGCAAGAAAGGUAUCUCUCUAAGCGUUGAUCAGUGGAACACUCUUCGGAACCGCGCAGAGGAUAUCGACAAGGCGCUCUCUGAUCUUUCUUAGCUUUAAAAAGUUUGUAUAAUUAGUAGUAAAGUCUAGUAGAAGAUGACUCGGUGUUUUUGUUUUUGUUUUGAAUCAUCUAAAGCCUUUUGACAGAACACCAUGUUCUGGAACUUGUAAGCUGCGGGCGGUGUAUCGUUGAAUCUUUCUAUCUCUUUUGGUUCAGACAAGCCUGUGUUACUUGGACGUCAGUGAUAUGCAUUUAAAAUGAUGAUUACUCUUUA